Molecule: messenger RNA, 902 nt
Organism: Suillus fuscotomentosus
Lineage: Eukaryota; Fungi; Basidiomycota; Agaricomycetes; Boletales; Suillaceae
Exons: 4
Coding region: 30-902 (290 amino acids)
Molecular function (GO): GTP binding
Source: RefSeq, a predicted model, not a curated record
CAGCUGCUCGUCCAUGUGCCCUCACAGCUAUGAACUUCAUAACGAAUGAACUAGAGGCUUUGGAACAGGAUGGUGACCUUGUUAGCGGGGUACAAGAAAACCACCAAAAUAUAUAUUUGGUCGCGGAGCCGUCUAGGAUUUCCACUGCACCGUCGCUUCAGUCUUCCUUGCAAACACUUGUUCCGUCACCCAAUCCCGUUCCCUCUAGUCCUUUAACACGUCAUCUCUUCUCUACAGCCUCGUCGCUGUCACUUGCAGGUCCUUUGAAUGUGUUACUUUUCGGGGAGACUGGAGUUGGAAAGAGCGCCAUUAUCAACUUGAUUAUGGGAUGCGAUGUUGCACAGACGUCGUCAGAUGCACCACCCUGCACAUUGCGGCACACCUCCCAUCAAGUUAGUCUUGCAGGUCGCGAAUUCAAACUUUGGGAAGCUUCCUCGAUCGAAUCAAUGGGUUUUUUCCGGACCCUUUUUGCAAAAUGGCGCCUGAAAAAGUCAUACAAGAAGCUGUACAGAGAUGACGGAGUUUACCUUCUUUUAUAUUGCAUGAGGGGAUCGAGGGCCCAGAGAGCACUGAUCAAGGAUUAUAAAUUCUUCACUGACAUCGUUGGCUCCACAGCCACUGUGGCAGGCGGCGUACCGGUCGCCGCUGUGGUCACCUGCUUGGAAGAUUAUCCCAAGGACAUGGAUGUGUGGUGGACGAAGAACAUAGACAAUCUGGAACGCCUCGGAAUGCGGUUCUCCGCACACGCUUGUAUCACUUCUCUUCCUGACGAUCCAACAUCCUCACUCGCUAUGCGCGCACGUCGACAGCGAUCAGAACAAGCCAUCCGCCAUCUUAUUUAUGGGUCCUACAGAACAGGUACCGAAACACCUCGCAGUUCCAGUCCAGCUUUGACUCGAUGA